Penicillium angulare is the source of this 954-nucleotide messenger RNA. Its product is annotated as GIY-YIG nuclease family protein. The coding region runs from base 1 to 954 and encodes 317 amino acids. The transcript has a single exon. The record is from RefSeq and is a predicted model, not a curated record. NCBI's taxonomy places the organism in Eukaryota, Fungi, Ascomycota, Eurotiomycetes, Eurotiales, Aspergillaceae.
AUGAAAGACAAUGAAUCGGAACCGAUCCAUCUGUUGCUGGGGGAGAUAUCUCGUUCCCUCGCUAGCAAUUCUCGUGAAUUCAAAAACUCGGAAGCUCUACAUGAAUUUUGUGAGAGGUGUCUUUGUCAAUCCCAUGAUAAAAAUGCCAGACACACUGUGACACAAUGGAUGAAGGAGAUUAAGGAUCGCGCAACCAAAAAAACCCUGUUUGACUUCAUAAACAGCAAAUGGCCUGCUCCCAUAAUAGCGUUGGAAUUUAAAACCCCGAAGCCAGACCGCAGCGAAGACUAUCCCAAAGAUGAAGCAUUUUGGGACAGAGAUGACGCAUUAAGCGUCGUGAUGGAUAAGCAACUGACAGAAAAGGAGGGGAAAAUGGGGUAUAUUUAUGUUGUUUCUUUUCACGGCUCCCCCGACAAGUUUAAAGUGGGAACUAGUGAGACCCAUUCUAAAGAUGAUCGGUUCAAAAAACAUCGAGAGUGUUAUUCUGGAUGUGAGCUGAUUUAUUGCAAGCCGGUCGGGAAUGCCAAGCGCGUGGAACAGCUCAUUUUCACGGAUUUCAAGGACUGUCAUCGUCAGCUGAAGCAACCUUGCCCGAACUGCGAACAAAGACACAAAGAAUGGUUGGUAGUGGACAAAGCCGAGCUCAUUGCACGAAUUGAAGAAUGGCGUGAAUGGAUGGAUAGCAUAAAAGAGCGUCCAUAUAAAAAGAAUGGAGCUUUCAACAUCAGAGCGAGUCGCUCUAGUCCUCAUAGGAAAUCCAUUAGGGAAUCCAUUGGAGCCUCGUCACCCGCCCCAACUCCCUCUAAGAAAGGAAAAGGUUCCCCGUCGGUGUCUCUCCCAAUUGCAUCUUCCAGUGAUUUUGAAUACUCGGAUGAUGACAGUGCGGCUGAAUUCUCCGAUGGAAACAGCUCAGGGUCAUUGGAAUCGCGACUGGAAAGCUUCAAAAUCAAAUAA